AGAGACAAAGUUGUGCAGGACUUUGCCCCCAUUGACUGCAACGACCAAGGCUGUGCUUCACCUCUGCGAGCCUUAGGAGCAAAGACCAUCUGUCUGGCUGGAUGUACUGAACAGAAUGGAUAUUGCAACAAGCCCGGAGAGUGCAUCUGUCGUCCUGGUUGGCAAGGCCGCUACUGUGAUGAAUGCAUUCCCCAUAUAGGCUGCCGCCACGGGACCUGCAAAACACAAUGGCAGUGCAUAUGUGAUGAAGGAUGGGGUGGCCUCUUCUGUGAUCAAGAUCUGAACUACUGCACUCACCACAGACCAUGCAAAAACGGAGCAACCUGCAUGAACACUGGCCAGGGCAGCUACACGUGUGCAUGCAAACCUGGCUUUACCGGUAUUGACUGCGAACAUGAGAUCAGCGAGUGUGACAGCAAUCCCUGUAGGAAUGGUGGCAGUUGCACGGAUAUGGAGAACGGUUAUCACUGCCUGUGUCCCCCUGGCUACUAUGGCACUCACUGUGAGCACAGUGCUUUGACGUGUAUAGAUUCUCCAUGCUUUAAUGGUGGCACAUGCUUGGAAAAAGAACAAGGGGCCAGCUAUGCUUGUGUUUGCCCUUUUGGCUUCACAGGGUCAAACUGUGAAAAGAAGGUAGACAGGUGCACAAGCAACCCGUGUGCAAAUGAUGGUAGUUGCUUCUACCUUGGGCAGAUCCGUGUUUGUCGCUGUCGGGCUGGUUUCUCUGGUCAGAAAUGUGAGAUAAACAUCAAUGAUUGUGCCAGAAACCCAUGUUCCAAUGGGGGAACUUGUCACGACCUCAUCAAUGAUUAUACCUGCACAUGCUUGCCAGGCUACAGUGGCAGGAACUGUGACAUCAAAACCAGAGAUGAAUGUGCUUCUGGGCCAUGUGAGAAUGGAGGCACAUGCUAUAGUGGACUUUAUAGUGCCAACUUUGUCUGCUACUGUCCUUCUGGUUUCAUGGGCAACCGCUGUGAAUUGCCAGUUUAUUCAGUGCCCGUUACACUUCCUCCUAAACCAGUCCCCUGGAUUGCUAUAUCCAUGGGUGUGGGGCUGGUGGCUUUGCUCAUACUGUUCUGCAUGAUAGCAAUGGUCAUCAGGCAGAUGAGGAUGCAGCCAGAGCAGGAGUUGGAGACAAUGAACAACCUGUCAGAUUUCCAGAAGGACAAUCUCAUUCCAGCUUCCCAGCUCAAAAACACCAAUAAAAAUAAAGACCUUGAAGUGGACUGUGGGCUGGAGAAAUCAAACUACAAACCCAAGAAUCAUAAACUGGACUACAAUCUGGUAAAAGACCUCACGAGUAGAGGGACACCAGAAGAUAAAUACUACAAAAGUGAAAAGUGUUUAGGAGAGAAGUCUCCCCUCCGACUACACAGUGAUAAGCCAGAAUGCAGAAUAUCAGCGAUAUGCUCUCCGAGGGAUUCAGUGUACCAGUCUGUCUUUGUGAUAACAGAAGAAAGGAAUGAGUGCAUCAUAGCCACAGAGGUAUAAGACUGAAGGUCGGCCCAUUUGCACC
This is a messenger RNA of Acanthisitta chloris (rifleman), 1516 nucleotides long. It is a transcript of the gene DLL4, whose product is annotated as delta-like 4 (Drosophila). Gene Ontology annotation, molecular function: Notch binding; calcium ion binding. The annotation marks the transcript as partial. Gene Ontology annotation, biological process: Notch signaling pathway. The transcript is spliced from 8 exons. The record is from RefSeq and is a predicted model, not a curated record. NCBI's taxonomy places the organism in Eukaryota, Metazoa, Chordata, Aves, Passeriformes, Acanthisittidae.